AUGCCUAUCUACUUAAGCAUGCAGCGCGUUCGCUUCUCGAGCCCAGACGCCUAUGAGAAAUUCAAGGUGCAUGUUCUUCCUGUAUUCGAAUUCACAAUCGCUGACAAAUUCAAGGUGUUAUUCGCUGAUACUCAACGCCAUCUCAUGACUCUUCCUGGAUUCUUACACCUGACCUGCACCCGCCUUAUUCGAGUCUGCCCUGUGUGCAAUAAGGCAGAGGACAAGAAGUACAAUCUAGCUGAGGAGCAGGCCGUACUACGCGAGACCUGCCCUCAGUGUGGAUUUCAUUUCCCCGUGCUUGAUGAAACUCCUUCAAGUUUUGCCGUUUUCAAGGAUGUGCCAGGCCUAGCCAUGGAUAAUAAAGAGGCGAAGAAGGAAGUAGCAAAGGAAUAA
This is a messenger RNA of Fusarium sp. VM40, 393 nucleotides long. Lineage: Eukaryota; Fungi; Ascomycota; Sordariomycetes; Hypocreales; Nectriaceae. The record is from the annotation of a GenBank genome assembly.